AUGAUUCCUUCCAAGCGAACCCUCGAGGGCCUGGAGCAGUCCAAGAAAAAGCGACUUUGCCGCCCUGCACCGCUGAAACUCAAAGACCCGUCCAUGCCAACUCACCUGGCAAAUGGUGAUAACCUGUCCCCCUUCCUGGCCGAGAAUGGUCAACCCUCGCCAAUUCCCGCCAAGCUGUUCACCAACGCGUUAGAGAUCAAUGAACCAUCCACCACGCCCACCCCGUUGGCCAAUGGCGAUGCUCUCUCCCCCACCCUCUUCAACCAGUCCCUGAAUAUAAGUGAGCCAUCCGAGGCCGCGCCCAUUCAGGGCCCAUCCCCCUUCUCCGGCGCAGGAAACACCCAGCCGGCCGAGUUCAACCCCCGUCUCUCUACCCCCAACAAUGGGGCAUCGGGCACCGCCAACGUCAAUUGGCCACUGCCAUACACUCGCACUGUUGGCCCGGUCAACGAGGACGGCUUCGCCGUAGUCACCCAGACUUGGUAUGACUACAGCGCGAUGAAUGAUGAUAGCGCGACGGACUCGUCCUCGGGAAGUCCUCGCUCGUUCCGCUUCACCCCCCGGGCCUUUCCUGCCCCCCCGAGUCCGAACCCGCGUCCAGUACUUCGGCCGGUCUGGUGGAGCAGCUCGCAGGCGGCCCCGCUUCAUCAUGGGGUUCCGCAGGGGCUGCCCCCAGUGCCGUCGCCACGUACCUGGCCACUCCAACCAUCUCAUCUUCCGUUGAGAUGGCCCUUUGAUGACUCUCAUGAAGAAAUGAGGUUGAGUUGA
This is a messenger RNA of Penicillium coprophilum, 768 nucleotides long. RefSeq lists its product as uncharacterized. The coding region runs from base 1 to 768 and encodes 255 amino acids. Lineage: Eukaryota; Fungi; Ascomycota; Eurotiomycetes; Eurotiales; Aspergillaceae. The record is from RefSeq and is a predicted model, not a curated record. The transcript is spliced from 3 exons.